UUGUUCGUUUCGUUCAGUCCUCGCUUUUCCUGCAGCCGUUGACCAACAACAAUCCAAGUGCUUUACCUGACGCCGCUCUCCGCCGGAAUCCGUCAUGAGUGUGCAUGGCUAUCCCGGUGCUGGCGGCGGUGGCAUUGGCUCGACCAGCUUCAGCGCAUGGAGCGAUCACCUGCGAAACGCAAAGAGCCAGUAUUCUCACUCGCGACCAACGACGACCGGCGCCAACCCGCGCUCAGGCUCAAACAGUCGAUAUCAGCACGAUCGCCCUCGUGCUGCUGUCCCAUCUGCUGGGUCUGCUGCGGCUGUGGCUGGACUUGGACGACGUGUGCGCGCGUGCCUCAAUUCGUCCCAAUUGCUGCUAAUUCUCAUUCUCACGCCUGCCAUUGGUCUCGUCGUCUUCCAAAUGCUGCUGAGACCGCCGAUCGAGCGGAUGAUGGCGCCUGCAAUCACGGCGCACGACCAAAAGCUCGUCCGAAUGGCGGACGACAAGCUCGCCCUGCACUUUCUAAAGCUCAGCAGAUUGGACGCCGGGCACGAGCACGAUGACCAACUCGAGGUCAUUCAUGAUCCGAGUGCAAUUGCUGCCGCUGCCGCAGAUGCUGCAGAAUCCAACAACAAAUUAAAGGAGGGAGCCAGCGGGGCCGAUAUAGCUGCUGCUGCUGCUCCCCUCAGUCGGAGAGUGGUCAUUUCGCCAGAUCUGAUGCUCAGCUCGCGAGGCCUCUCCCGCGAAAUGCUGCUGCCAAACAUGCCGCCUGCCAUGCUCGAAACGUUGCGACCUCAAAAGUCUCCGCUGCGCCUCACGAUUGUAUCCUCGGCAUCAGUGCUGUACUUUGAUCGCUUGAUCAAUCUGAUUGGCUCGGUGCACUUUUGGGAGCCAGACAAGCUCAUUGCCGUGUACGAUCUGGGGCUCGAGCAGUACCAGCGCAAUGUUUUGUGUUGCAUGCGCAACGUCCGGCUGUUGACGUUGAACUUUGAAGUGCUCCCACCGCACGUCAGCAAUCUCGCCAACUAUGCUUUCAAAGCACUCAUCAUUCGCGAUGCCCUGGAGCGGUUUGGUGCAGUCCUGUAUCAAGAUGCCGGCCAAGAACUUCGGCAACCCCUGCACGAGAUCGCAGGCAUCAUCGACCAGCAGGGCUAUUUUGCAGUCACGCAGCACACACCACUAUACGACUAUGUGCGAGAUGGUAUGCUUGAGCGACUCGGUAUUGUGCUGGCUACAAUACCAAACAACCCGACUUGCGCUGGUGGAAUUGUGGGCUUCAAGUCACAGGAUGCAAUCGUCACACGGAAAGUCCUCGAUCCGUGGGUGCGCUGCUCUUUGGAUGAGGAAUGCAUCAAUCCCAAGGGAUCAACGCUCGAGAACAGUCGAUUCGAUCAAUCCGUGCUCUCGUUGCUACUCUUUGCCAACAAGCUUUCAUGCUCGUACGACGCGCGCUUCAAUGCCGACUUUUCGCCAUCGCAUCGUUCGCGCAUGGACAUUCACCUCUUCUCUCGUCGCUGGCACUGCCCAAAGCCGUACGUUCCAUUCCUAGCUCGGACCUCCGGCGGAGUCAGCUCUGCUCCUGGCGGCUCUGGCGCCGGAAAACCGCAUCAAGGGCACCAUCAUGCCGAGCGCAAACAACAUCACGACCACGCCAGCGAGUUGAAGCACGAUGAGGACACAGACACCACUGGACUCGGUGCAGCUUUGCAGGACUCGGAUGGUUUGACCAACUGGCUCGUGCGCUAUCGAUGCGAGACAGCCGAGUGUUUUUCCUGGUAUACCGAGCCAGAAAUCCCGUACACUCGUCGCUUCCACUCUCUCGUGCGUCAAACGGUGGUGGAGCUGCAAGGAGAGGGCCAGCCGCAUCGUAUCGAGCCCACAGAGCCAACGUCCAGCAGCGAAUACAUUGUUCUUCCGAUUCUCGAGUUUGAUGCCGGGCGUGCGCUCGAAAAUCCACGACACAAGCGCACCGAGCGAACAGCAGAAUACUGCGGUUCACUAGCUCUCGGCCUCACCGAAGAGGUCCCAUUCCUGGUCGUUGUGGAUGCAAUCAUGUACGCCACGAUAUGCAUUCUCACUCUAUUUAUCCUUGUGGUGCGUCGCAUGGCGCUCAGCUCAACCAAGGGGACUUGUUCAAGGCGAGGCCUUCUUCGAGCGUUUGGCGUGGUCUUUGCCGGACUCGCUAUGGCGUGCUUCCUCGUGGUGCAGUACGGCGCUUCAAAGCAAGCUGCUACUGCCGCGGCGUUGUAG
Molecule: messenger RNA, 2233 nt
Organism: Capsaspora owczarzaki ATCC 30864
Lineage: Eukaryota; Filasterea; Ministeriida; Capsasporidae
Exons: 3
Coding region: 95-2233 (712 amino acids)
Source: RefSeq, a predicted model, not a curated record